This is a messenger RNA of Paramecium pentaurelia, 1554 nucleotides long. Lineage: Eukaryota; Ciliophora; Oligohymenophorea; Peniculida; Parameciidae. The record is from the annotation of a GenBank genome assembly.
AUGAGUGAACUUCUGUUGAUUAUGAAUGUUAGAAUAGAUGAAGGAAGAGAGGGUACAAUAAAUGUACAUUUGGGAGAUGAUCCUGAAGUGUUAGCUAGAGAUUUCUGUAUUCAAUACAAUGUGAAUUAGAAAUUGGUUCCCUUAUUAAUAGAGAAUAUAAAUAAAAAUUUGGAAGUAGCUGAAUUAUAGAAAGUUAAUGUAAGAAAAAGAGAUUAAUGUAUAGUCUGGUUAAGAUACCAUGCAAUAUUCAACAGAAACAUGUAAUUCAAAAUUGAUGGAAACUCCUUUUAAUGAACCAUUACAGUAAUUAUCAACAAACAAUUAUUACUCUACUCAUUCAUCAGUUCAUGAAAGAUUAUAUGAAGAUGCAAAAAAUAAGAGAUUGAAAUAAAAAUUAAAUAUAUCAGAUAGUAGAUCAAAGAAAAUCAAAAUUUAGGAGCCUGAAAUAAAUUAUGGGUUAUUUCUAUAUUAGAAGGGUUUAAAAAAGAAUGAAGAAAAAUAAUAGAGAGCAGAGAGUGCUAAAAAAGAUUUGUAGAAUUCAUAAUUAAUUGAAUGUACACAUCAUCCAAGAAUAAAUAAUGUAUCAAGAUAAUUAGCAAAACGUAAAGGGGAAUGUGUGAGUGAACAUUUGAAUAGAUUGGCUUAAGAAUAAAAAAUAAAAAGAGAAAAUGCAAGUCAAUAACAUUUAUAGACAGAAGUAUAAAGUUGUUCAUUCAAACCUUAAAUUAAUAGAAUGUAUUUAAAAUAUACUUAUCUUAAUAGAUCAAGAUAUAUAGUAGAAGAAAGAAAUGAUAGAAGUAAUUAACCAUGGUAUUAAUCAUUAUAUUCUGAUUAUGAUUCUAAGAGGUAAAAGUUGGAGUAAUUGGAAAAAUAGUAUUUUUCAUCAAAUUAUACAUUUCAUCCUAAAAUAGAUAUGAUAUCAGAGAAGAUUGUAUAGGGAAGUAGUUUUGAAUAGAGAUAGAAGAAUAGAUCAACAUCAAGAUAAAAUCUAUCAAUUUGUGAUGAUGAGAAUUAGUUAUUUAAACCAAAAACAGGCAGACCUCCUGAAAAUAGACCAAGAGAUUUAUUUUAGAAUUUAUAUAAUCAAGCAAAGAUAUAAGAAUAAAAAAGAUAGAAUUAAAUUAUCUAAAUACAAUAAUAAUAAAUAAGUUCAUCUUAAGUAAGAGCAAGUGAAAGAUCAAAUUAAAUGAUACAAUAAUAAAUUUAGUAUUCAUUAAUGAAAAUCUUUGAUUCUUUAGAUAGUGAUAAAGAUGGAUUUAUUAAUUCUGAGAAUUGUGAUGUUGGUGAUUUGAAUGAUAAUGUUAUUAAGAUUUUAUCACCUUUGCUAUUGGAAAUGGAAUCUGGAAAUCAUACUUUGAAUAAGAAAGAAUUUAUUGAAUCUGCUGAAAGAUUAGUUGCUAUAUUGUCUCCAUGUGAUAAACAUGAUUUAUUAAAAAGACCAGGCAGAAAAACAGAUAUUCCUCAAUAUAGUUUUAAUGUGUGUAAUUAUUCUUUAAAUAAUAGCCAUCUCUCAAUAAGAGAUCAUAAAAAAUUGUGGCAGCUAAAAGGAAUUGA